Molecule: messenger RNA, 1476 nt
Organism: Aegilops tauschii subsp. strangulata
Lineage: Eukaryota; Viridiplantae; Streptophyta; Magnoliopsida; Poales; Poaceae
Source: RefSeq, a predicted model, not a curated record
AUGCCAGACUUUAACGCGCACGGCCUCGACCCGGCCUGGGGCGAGCCGCCAACAGAGAAGGUGCAGGAGUUUUUCGACAACCUGUCGGAGAACUAUGUCUGUGAUGAGCCGCUGCUCAUCCGCGACACCAGCAAGGAGGAGCUGGACUACAUCGCCACCAGGGAAGCGCUUGCCAAGGAGGCCGACUUGGGCGAAGAGUCGUCCGCCGAGGAGGCCGAGGCGGACGACCCCCCGGCCGCGGGGAGGAAGCGCGUCCUGUGGCGGGCCAGCUCCGGCGUGCCGGUCCGGCUCGGCAGGACCACGCAGCAGCAACCGGCUCACGAGCAGCUCGUGCGCCAGACGAGGGGGAUGAAGGCCACGCCAGUGAAGGAGACGGUGAAGGCCGCAGUGGCGAAGAAGACAGUGACUGCCUCCUCCUCGUCCAAGUGGCGCCGGACCCCAUCCCCUUCUCCUCCUCCUUCGGACAGCGCCUUGGAGGCCGAGCACGACCUUGGGUCCUUCAGCCCAAAGACGAAGAUGAGGCAAGAGGCGGAGGACGAGGACAUGGAGACGCUGGCUCUGAGGGUGGCGAAGAGGGCCAGGAUGUCGAUGGGCAGUAAGCCCCCAGCGAGCACUUCGCAUACGCCGGAGUUAGUGGAGAUCAGCCCGGACAACAGCCCCCGGCGCAGCCCCCGCUUCAGCCCCCAGCGGACGGCGGGCACCAGGGCGCCGACUGAGGGGGAGGUGUUCGACGACGAGGCGCUCUCCAUCGCCAGGCUCCAGGUUGUCGACGAACCGUGCCCCGGCGACAGCGGUUCCCAAGAGGAGCAACUUCUCCGGGCCAUGGGCGCCAACUUUCAAAAACUCCAGGCGCUCCACCGUGCCCGCUUGGACAAGGCGAAAUCGAGGUUGGCGGCCGUGGACAAGGAGGAGGCGGAUCUUGAGGAGCGUGUCGCGCAGACACAAGCAUGGUUCUGCGAGGCUCGGGAAGGACUGAAGGCUGCCCAGGACGAGCUGGCCGAGCGCAAAUGGGAGCUCAUCCUAAAGCAGGCUGACGAGGAGGACCUGGCCGCCCGUGAGGAAGCGCUCACCACCACGCUCCGCGGCAAGGACGAGGAGGUUGAGAAGCUCGUCGCGCAGCGGACCCAGCGGCUGGAGCAGAAGCAUAAGGAUGCACUCCACGCUCUGGCCCUGGACCACGCCGGCAAGGUGAAGGAGCUGGAGGUGGAGCUGGAUGGGCUGAAGAAAGAGGUCUUGGAGUUGAAGGAGGAGAAGGAGACGGCCAACGGCGCUUUGGCUGAUGCGGAGGCCCUGAAGCUGGAGGGCUUGGAGGGGAAGCUUUCGGAGGCCGGGGCUCGCGAGGAGACCCUGAACAAGGACCCAGAGGAGGAGAAACGGCUGCGGAGGGACGGCGCCGCCGAGUACGAGGAGUACGCGAAGGGCGUGAACCUCUGGAUCGGCCGCCGCAUCGACGUCGCAGGGAGACUCACGGCCUAG